AUGAACCACGCACGCGGUCUCCUAUCAUCCGCCCAGGCCCUACGUCAGAUAUUCACCACAUCCGUUCGCAGCUCCAGAGUUGGCAUUCAUCCUCUCAGGCUUCUUCCAAAUACCCCUCAGACUCGAGCUUUUCAACAAUCCCGUUGUCUGAAGCUUCGAGAACAUCGGCCACCGGUUGAAAAGCCCCCGAUAAACGAUGCUAUCCGUGCACCAUUUGUUCAAGUUGUGAACGACGAAGGGGACCUCGACCCUCCGACCAGAUUAGAGGAUGUUCUUGAAAGCUUUGACCAUGCCGACUUCUUUCUUCUCCAGGUGCAAGAAGGAGAUUAUAACAACCCGCCAGUUUGCAAGAUCUACAGUAAGAAAGAAGUGCGAGCACGUGAAAAGGCCAAAGCCAAGUCAGCUCGUGAGACCAAGGUUACAUUCAAACAAAUCGAGCUGAACUGGGCAAUCGAUGCCCAUGACCUGUCGCACCGUCUAAAGCAACUCUCGACCUUUUUGGAGAAAGGUCGCAGGGUAGAAAUUCUAUUGACCACCAAGAAACGCAAGCGCAGCCCCACAGUUGAUGAGAUCAAGCAGGUCAUGCAGAGUGUGUUGGACACAAUCCGAGAGGCUGGUGGAACCCAGACCAAAGCAAUGGAGGGAGAGCCGGGAAAGCAACUCAAGAUCACUGCACAGAAAAUGAACUAG
Molecule: messenger RNA, 690 nt
Organism: Penicillium coprophilum
Lineage: Eukaryota; Fungi; Ascomycota; Eurotiomycetes; Eurotiales; Aspergillaceae
Product: putative translation initiation factor IF3
Exons: 1
Coding region: 1-690 (229 amino acids)
Biological process (GO): ribosome disassembly; mitochondrial translational initiation
Cellular component (GO): mitochondrion
Molecular function (GO): ribosome binding; translation initiation factor activity
Source: RefSeq, a predicted model, not a curated record